UCGCUCCCGGUGAACAUAUGCCACACCUACUCGCUUAGCGCUAUUUAUAAAGGAGCGGCGCGCGUGCGGUACGCAGUUUAAAAUGUCCAUUACUCUGUACAACUUAAACGGCAGUCCACCGUGUCGCGCGGUGAGGAUUGUGGCCAGACUGAUCGGAGUCAAUUUGCAGCUGACACGCGUGAAUGUUUUGGCUGGAGAGCAAAUGACUCCGGAAUUUUUGAAGCUAAAUCCCUGCCACACUGUACCUACCAUAGCAGACGACGACUUCGUUCUCUGGGAGAGCCGCGCGAUCAUGCGCUACCUGGUGGACAUGUACGCUCCCAACCACUCUCUCUACCCGAAAGAUGUUAGAAGAAGAGCCAUCAUCGAUAAGCUGUUGGACUUCGACGCUUGCGUGUUGAGUCGCGGUGUCACGGACUACUUUUAUUCCUACUUGAUGUUCGGCAAAGCGAAAGACCCGGAGAAAGAAGAAAAAUUUAAGGACGCCUUGAAGCUCUUGGAAACAAUGUUGGGCGGCUGCAAGUAUCUUGCUGGCAGAAAAGAGUUCACCCUCGCAGACAUAUCCGUCAUGACUAUCCUCAACGUUCCAGAGGCUGCCCAUUACAGUCUGGCCGGAUUUCCUGCGGUGAAAUCGUGGUACGAAGGCAUGCAACGAGACCUGUCAAUCAUCAACGAUAUCAACAAGGAAGGCAUCAAGGAGUUCAGGAGGUGCUUACAGAUACCGGAUGAGUGAGACGAAUAAAAGACCUACCCAUUCGUCAAUAUCGUCCGCCAGCUGGUGUCGUGUAGGGCUGCUUUUCAUUGUGGCAUAUCCUAGGUCAAUGUUUAGUCGAACCAAAUAAAAAUCACUCUAGAACAA
Ornithodoros turicata is the source of this 859-nucleotide messenger RNA. RefSeq names its product glutathione S-transferase 1-like. NCBI's taxonomy places the organism in Eukaryota, Metazoa, Arthropoda, Arachnida, Ixodida, Argasidae. Gene Ontology annotation, molecular function: glutathione transferase activity. Gene Ontology annotation, biological process: glutathione metabolic process. Bases 83 to 733 code for a protein of 216 amino acids. The record is from RefSeq and is a predicted model, not a curated record. The transcript is spliced from 5 exons.